Mustela erminea (ermine) is the source of this 2174-nucleotide messenger RNA. It is a transcript of the gene PTHLH, whose product is annotated as parathyroid hormone like hormone. Gene Ontology annotation, biological process: adenylate cyclase-activating G protein-coupled receptor signaling pathway; regulation of chondrocyte differentiation; bone mineralization. The transcript has 5 exons. Gene Ontology annotation, molecular function: hormone activity; peptide hormone receptor binding. Gene Ontology annotation, cellular component: extracellular region. NCBI's taxonomy places the organism in Eukaryota, Metazoa, Chordata, Mammalia, Carnivora, Mustelidae. Bases 1192 to 1725 code for a protein of 177 amino acids. The record is from RefSeq and is a predicted model, not a curated record.
UGAGAGAGUAGGUUGUCGGGAAAGGGUGGAUUAGAUUCUAGUCGGUGGGCGAAGGGGCCGCGUGCGCUCCCCAGGAGUGUCGGUCCACCUCGGCAAUUAAAAAGAGGGUCUUCAUCACGUAUGCGGGUUUUCUUGGACCAGCUCCAGAUGUCCUCACUAUUCUAAGACAGCAAGAAAUGCAAUCUCGACCUGAAGUCUGGAACCUUUUUUACUCUUCUAAGCGAACGCUCCCCCCCCCCCCGCCUUAGGCGAUGCUCCCCACUCAGCGGGUCCCCGGAAAGGGCCACGGAGGAGGAUUCCCGUGUCGCUCCCCAAGCUCUCGGGCGGCUUAGGGUUUCUUAAAGCUAAGGGCCACCCUCCCGCGACCUCCCCGCGGAGGUUUCCGGGCGCCCACGCUCUCCAGCCCCUUACUCCUCUGCCUCGGUCUUGCCGGUUCGCCCCCAGCGGCCUCGGCGGCCGCGCGUCCAAUCGGGCGCGGCUGGCGAGACGCGCCGGGAGCGGUGACUGUUUCGGGUCGCCCGCACGCCCUCGGGGACCUCAGCGCGCUUCUCCGCCGUGCAGUCUGGGGCCGGUCAGACCCAGCGGGAACUGGGAGAUCCGCCCAAGCCCCCGGCCCCCGGGACGGCGCGCGGGACCGGCGCUCUAGGGUGGGGCUCGGGGGACCUCGGGGCAGCGCCGGGGGCCGCCGAACCGGAGGCGCGGGGAGCUCAGCCGCUCGCAGUACACUCCCAGCUCAGAGCUCCCCUCUGCUAACUCGGGCCGCCCGGGGCCCGCUUGGGCCGCCCGUCGCCGCCCCCGCCCCCCGCGCGCCCGCGCCCUUGCUCGCCCCGCGCGCGUUCCAAGGGCGCCACCUCUUUGCGACUAGCUCACUUCUCCGGCAGGUUUGCCUGGGAGCGUGUGAACAUUCCUCUGCUAGGCUUUCAACUCGCCUCCAACCUGCGCCGCCCGGCCAGCAUGCCUCCCCGCCCGUGAAGCGGGGCCGCCGCAGCCCUGCCGCUCGGGCCGCCGCCUCCCCUCCGCGCCGCUAUUAACCCGCCCUCGUUGCCACCUGGCCCUCCUGAUCGACGACACACGCACUUGAAACUUGUUCUCAGGGUGUGUGGAAUCAACUUUCCGGAAGCAACCAGCCCACCAGAGGAGCACAGUUGCGGUAGCUGAUUCCUAAAUAAGUCCCGAGAGCGAGAGGAUACGAUGCUGCGGAGGCUGGUUCAGCAGUGGAGCGUCGCGGUGUUCCUGCUGAGCUACUCGGUGCCCUCCUGCGGGCGCUCGGUGGAGGAGCUCGGCCGCCGGCUCAAAAGAGCUGUGUCUGAACAUCAGCUCCUUCAUGACAAGGGGAAAUCUAUCCAAGACUUACGGCGACGAUUCUUCCUUCACCACCUGAUCGCAGAAAUCCACACAGCUGAAAUCAGAGCUACCUCGGAGGUAUCCCCAAACUCCAAGCCUGCUCCCAACACAAAGAACCACCCCGUCCGAUUUGGGUCUGACGAUGAGGGCAGAUACCUAACUCAGGAAACCAACAAGGUGGAGACAUACAAAGAGCAGCCACUGAAGACACCUGGCAAGAAAAAGAAAGGCAAACCUGGAAAACGCAAGGAGCAGGAAAAAAAGAAACGGCGAACUCGGUCUGCCUGGCUAAACACUGGCAUGGCUGGGAGUGGGCGAGAAGGGGACCACCCAUAUGACAUCUCUGCGACAUCGCUGGAGCUCAAUUUACGGAGGCAUUGAAAUUUUUAGCAAAGACCUUCAGAGGACGUAUUACAGGAUUCUGUAAUAGUGAACAUAUGGAAAGUAUUAGAAAUAUUUAUUGUCUGUAAAUACUGUAAAUGCAUUGGAAUAAAACUGUCUUCCCCAUUGCUCUAUGAAACUGCACAUUGGUCAUUGUGAAUAUUUUUUUUUUUGCCAAGGCUAAUCCAAUUAUUAUUAUCACAUUUACCAUAAUUUAUUUUGUCAACUGAUGUAUUUAUUUUGUAAAUGUAUCUUGGUGCUGCUGAAUUUCUCUAUUUUUUGUAACAUAAUGCACUUUAGAUAUACAUAUCAAGUAUGUUGAUAAAUGACACAAUAAAGUGUCUCUAUUUUGUGGUUGAUUUUAAUAAUGCCUAAAUAUAAUUAUCCAAACUGAUUUUCCUUUGUGCAUGUAAAAAUAGCAGUAUUUUAAAUUUGUAAAGAAUGUCUAA